This is a messenger RNA of Xyrauchen texanus (razorback sucker), 931 nucleotides long. RefSeq names its product alpha-ketoglutarate dehydrogenase component 4-like. Gene Ontology annotation, biological process: 2-oxoglutarate metabolic process. The transcript is spliced from 5 exons. Lineage: Eukaryota; Metazoa; Chordata; Actinopteri; Cypriniformes; Catostomidae. Bases 216 to 557 code for a protein of 113 amino acids. The record is from RefSeq and is a predicted model, not a curated record.
AUAAUGUUGCUAAUACUAUAGGCUCGCUUGGUACAAGGUCUCUGGUCACAGUGUCCAGAAUACCAUCACAGUGUCUAGUGUGAUUCGGAGGUCAACAUGGCAAAAUAAGGUUCUGUUAUACUGCUAGAUACCAUAUCUUUGGGACAUCAGCGCCCUCUGGUGGUGAACAUAUCGUGUCUGUAUUUGUGAACCGGAAGCAGUGUUCGAAUGUCGUCAUGGGAAGCAAAGUGAGUGGCAAGAUGGCAGCUGCCAGUCGGGUCGUGCAGGUUGUGCGACCGCAUGCACCUUUAAUGAAAUUCCCAGAUCGAAAAGGUUUCCCCAGGCCAAAUGUACAAGAGGCACUAAAUGUGCUUGCAGCAAGUAUCCCAAAGAUCUUUCCAUCUGCACCUCCACCUGCAACAUCUAUAUCACCUCCACCCAGACCACCAGGACCUGUCGCCCGACUCCCUGGCACCCCUGACAGUAUUGCUGUAGUUAGCGAUCUCCCUCAGAGAUACCGCAGAAGAACCCUUGCAUUGGAAGAAAUGGACUUCAUCCAGCGUGGUGGACCUGAGUGACCGUGGAUCUGUUUUUGUUGCCUGAUAUUUUCUUUGUAAAAGAGUAAUUAUCAAUAUGUCAUUUAACACAACAAAUGUACAUAGAGAUUAUUAUUUAACAGUUGUACAUCAUCUGAUCGGUUGUCACACUUAUUCAGGUGCUUUAUAUUUACAGGACAGAAGUCAAGUUUUACAUAUUACAAUUAUAUAGCCGUUUGCCUUUUUUUUUUUUUUUUUUUUCAAAGAACUAAUUUCUUGUUCUCAAGUUGUUCUCCAGCUGCUCUGUUAUUAGCCACCAUUGCUAACCAUCAUUAACAAAGCUGAUGGUAAAUUUCAUAUUACCUGUUCUGACUUUAGAGCAAAUCAUUGAACUGAGUGCCAUCAUAUAAUACCAG